GGCUAUGCAACAAUGGCCAAGCUCCUUUCUCUUCCUCCAAUUCUCAUGUUAUUUUUGUUCAUGACUACCAUAAACAAGUCUUCCUCAGCUAGAACUCUUGCCAAUCCAUCCCCUAACCACCACCAUGACCACCACAGAAUAACAUUUUUAAUGCAGUACAUGCUGAAUGAUACUAGCCCAUCAGAGAACCCUACUACUAAGGUUACUGGUAAAAUUCCUUUCCCAAAACCUCUUGGCUUUUUCCCUCCCAUUGGAGGAAUUCCAAUACCCCAAUCCACUUCAUCUUCCACCCAAACACUUGAUUUAUCAAGCAUUGGCUUCUCCUUUCCUUCCACAGCAACACUUCAGGAGCUGGAAUAUGGAUCAGUAAUAUCAAUAGAUGAGGAACUACUUGAAGGUGAUGGAGAUGAAGUAAAGAAAAUGGGAAAAGCACAAGGGGUGUAUGUGGCUGGCUCAGAGGAGGAUGGAAGUAGCCAUAUGGUGGCAUUGACAGCAAGUUUUGAGAUGGGUGACUAUCAAGAUGGGCUCAGACUAUUUGGAGUGCACAGGACAGAUGUUUAUGAGUCACAUGUUGCAGUCAUUGGAGGCACUGGAAAGUAUAAUGGUGCUAAUGGUUAUGCUGCAGUUAAGGUUGUGGACAGCGUAGGGUCUAGCACACAAGGAACUGUGACAAGUUCAAAGUUCCUUUCGUUUGAUGUGUAUCUUAGUUAUUACUCCCUCCGUCCCUAAUUAUAAGCUAAAGUUGUAAAAAUCACGCUUGUUAAAAAAGGUUUAAUUGAUGCUUUGGUUUUUGAAAAAAAUGUGCAACUUUUCAUGUUUACCCCUAUUUAAGAUAGAACUUUUUAAUUAUUAUACUAUGAAUAGUGCUCCACUACCAAUAAAUGCAAGGGUAAAUAUGGAAAAAAAUAUUAGCUUUUACAACUUUAGCUUAUAUUUAGUGACAAAACAUAGGUCUCAACUUUAGCUUAUAAUUAGGGACGGAGGGAGUAGAAUCUAAAGUAUCCAAGUGUGUAAAAGAAUCCAAAUUGAAAUUGUGUGUGUUUGGAUCUAAUGAUUUCAGGUAAUCUGAUAUUGAUAUAAUUUAUAUUUCGAUAUGUUUAUUGAUAAAGUGAUUUUUA
Lotus japonicus is the source of this 1118-nucleotide messenger RNA. Its product is annotated as dirigent protein 25-like. The record is from RefSeq and is a predicted model, not a curated record. Bases 13 to 729 code for a protein of 238 amino acids. The transcript has 2 exons. NCBI's taxonomy places the organism in Eukaryota, Viridiplantae, Streptophyta, Magnoliopsida, Fabales, Fabaceae.